CAGUUACCACAAUCGUUCAGUGUUGUCAAUAUACAAAUAUACAAGAAAAACAAAUAAGCACAACAAUGUAGCCUUUGAAAAUUGGAUUUUUGGAAGCAUGUUUCUCGUAAAAAAUGAAAAAUGAGGCAACAGGUAUGUAUAAUGGUGCCAACCUUGCGGAUCUGCAAAAAAGGAAAAGGUUUUUUGAAGAGAAACGUCAACUUGAGAACAAAGCUGCUGGACUUCAGAGAGAAUGCAACAGUGUAAUAUUUAGCAAGAGAAGUGAAUUUCGCAAAGAUUUUCUUGUUUUGGAAGAGCUGAAUGAACAAUACAACGAAAAUGAAAAGAAGGAUGUCGUGAAGUUGAAGCAGCAACUUAUGAUGAUAAAGACGAAGGUGGAAAAGCUUCAACGAAGUCUAACUGAUGUCAAACCAUCUCCAAAAUUUGUUGAAAAACUGAAAGAGAUCAUGGAAAAUAUUGAAAAUUCAAUCAUGAACUUCAAGAAAGAGCAAAGAGAAAAAUUUGAAGAGAUGCUUCGUGAUGAACGUGUGAUAAUGCAAGAACUAACAGCUUCAGUAAAGAAAUUUGAUUCAUGGUCUCGCAAAACACCAGUGGUUGAAUCAACAAAUGCCUUAAAGAAAGCUAGGAAUCAAUCAAACUCAUUACCUCCUGCAAUAGCUGGUUUCGAGAGGUUUUUAAUCCAAACUGGUGGCCAUAAUGGUGGAUGGGAAGAUUUUGAUCACCAGGAAUAUCUGAAACUGAAGCAGCAUAACAAGAUCAAGGUAAAAGAUGAAUUUAUACGGUAUGCAUUGAAGAGCCUUCCUGGUAAAUCAUUUGAUGAUGUUAGACAACAUGACGAUUGGUAUUGUGAGUAUUCGGCGUUGCUGGAGAAAAAGAAACACGCAAUACAACAGUGGAAACAGAAAAAAGAUGCUGAAAAGAUUGAAAAGAUAUCGAAGGUGAACGAAGAUGACAAAAUAGAUGAAAACGAAGAGAAAAAAGCCAAGAUAUUGGAGAAAGAACGUCAGGAAAGAUUGUACAAACUUGAUGCGUGGAAGGCACAACGUGAAUUGGAAAAGAAACAAAGAGAGGAAGAUGAGGCUCGGGCAGAUGAAGAAGCACUUCGACUUCAAGAAAAGGAGGAGAAAAGAAGGCAAGAACUUAAGGAAAAAGUUGAAGAGUACGCUCGUCAUCGCGAGGAAGAAAAACAGAUUAUGAAAAUGGCGGAAAGGCGACGAAAAGAAAUAGAACGAGAGAAAAGACGUCUCGAUUCUGUAGAUAUCUCGCGACUUCAUCAAAGGAAUGAAAAGAUGCUUCAGGAGAGGAAAAUGAAAAUGCAACUUAAAGAAAUGGAAAACGUCGAAAAAGAAAGGCGAUUGGAAAAGUUAAGAAAUCAGGUUGAGGUCCACGUGGAAAGAGAUCCUUCACGAUUGUUACAGUUAACAGAAGGUUUGAAAGAACGAAAGAAGACCCUUUCAAAUCCCCAGUCCAAUGUUCCUGUCGUCUUUAGUAUACCACACAGAGCUGUUCCAUCAUGGCGAAAAGGAUGAUAUGACGAUUUCUGAAGUAAGAUUAUUCUGACAAUGCAAACUUCGUGUGCGCAUGCGUAAUAACAACGUUUAGAGUAAAUAUGAAUACACCACUGGUGCGGUUUGUAAAUUAAAACAGAAAUUGGCUUAUAUUUUACAGCAUGCACUUAUCUGUGAAAAAUAUGUUCGAAACUUUAAAAUUCUACGAAAAUAUAUUUAUCAUCAUUACAAA
Xenia sp. Carnegie-2017 is the source of this 1740-nucleotide messenger RNA. RefSeq names its product coiled-coil domain-containing protein 112-like. Lineage: Eukaryota; Metazoa; Cnidaria; Anthozoa; Malacalcyonacea; Xeniidae. The record is from RefSeq and is a predicted model, not a curated record.